Messenger RNA from Saccostrea cuccullata (small rock oyster), 468 nucleotides. RefSeq names its product caveolin-1-like. The transcript is spliced from 2 exons. Gene Ontology annotation, cellular component: caveola; plasma membrane. The coding region runs from base 76 to 468 and encodes 130 amino acids. The record is from RefSeq and is a predicted model, not a curated record. Gene Ontology annotation, biological process: caveola assembly. NCBI's taxonomy places the organism in Eukaryota, Metazoa, Mollusca, Bivalvia, Ostreida, Ostreidae. Gene Ontology annotation, molecular function: molecular adaptor activity.
AACGUUGCCAACAGCAGGUAGUCAGUGAAAACAAUAUCAUUUUAUCCUUACAAUUCAGACGGCUAGCAUCCAAUAAUGUCCGGAGCAGAGGAAGUUGAUUUGGUCAACAGGGAUCCUAAUGGACUAAACUCCCAUUUAGGGACCCUCCAUUUCAAUGAUGUGAUUGGUGAGCCAGAUGGUACCCACAGUAUUGACUGUGCCUACAAGCUUUCACACACCUGCUUCAACUUGUGGAAAGGCUGCCUCUACAAGCUCCUGACAUUCUACCUGGGAUGCUUCAUAGCCGCCGAGUGGGGCUGUGAGUUUGCCAUUAUCUCCUUCUUCCAUGUUUGGUACAUCAGUCCAUGCUUGAAGGUUUGCGAAAUCAACUGUGGACUUUGCCAGAGGUUGUACGCCAACUGCAUGAACUGCUGCUUCGUGCCAGUCUGUGAAGCGAUGGGAACAGUGUUCCAUCAUUUCAAGAGAUAA